CCGCCAGCUGAGUCCGUGGCAGCCCGGGACGCCGUUUCCCCGCCCAUCCCCGUUCCCCGUGGCCGGCCGCCCGGCCAUGGCGCAGCCGGGCCCGGCUCCCCAGCCUGACGUUUGUCUUCAACAACGGGUAGCAGAAUUGGAAAAAAUAAAUGCAGAAUUUUUACGUGCACAGCAGCAGCUUGAACAAGAAUUUAAUCAAAAGAGAGCAAAAUUUAAAGAGCUAUAUUUGGCUAAAGAGGAGGAUCUGAAGAGGCAAAAUGCAGUGUUACAAGCUACACAAGAUGACUUGGGACACCUUCGAACACAGCUGUGGGAAGCUCAGGCAGAGAUGGAGAAUAUAAAAGCAAUUGCCACGGUCUCUGAGAAUACCAAACAGGAAGCUAUAGAUGAAGUGAAAAGGCAAUGGAGAGAAGAAGUUGCUUCACUUCAGGCUGUCAUGAAAGAAACAGUUCGUGACUAUGAACACCAGUUUCACCUUCGGCUGGAGCAGGAACGAACACAGUGGGCACAGUAUCGAGAAUCUGCAGAGCGGGAAAUAGCUGAUUUAAGAAGAAGGUUGUCUGAAGGUCAAGAGGAAGAAAAUUUAGAAAAUGAAAUGAAAAAGGCCCAAGAGGAUGCUGAAAAACUUCGAUCUGUCGUGAUGCCCAUGGAGAAGGAGAUUGCAACUUUGAAAGAUAAACUGACUGAAGCUGAAGACAAGAUUAAAGAGCUGGAGGCCUCAAAGGUGAAAGAACUGAAUCAUUAUCUGGAAGCUGAGAAAUCUUGUAGAACUGAUCUAGAGAUGUACGUAGCUGUUUUGAAUACUCAGAAAUCUGUUCUACAGGAAGAUGCUGAGAAACUGAGGAAAGAAUUGCAUGAAGUUUGCCAUCUCUUGGAGCAAGAGCGACAACAACACAACCAGCUAAAACAUACAUGGCAGAAGGCCAAUGACCAGUUUCUGGAAUCUCAGCGUUUACUGAUGAGAGACAUGCAGCGAAUGGAGAUCGUGCUUACUUCAGAACAGCUCCGACAAGUUGAAGAACUGAAGAAGAAAGACCAGGAGGAUGACGAACAACAACUGCUUAAUACAAGAAAAGAUCACAAAAGAACAGAUACUGAAGAAGAAGUCAAAGUACCAGUAGUGUGUGCUUUAACUCAAGAAGAAUCUUCAGCCCCAUUAUCAAAUGAAGAGGAGCACUUAGACAGCACCCAUGGGUCAGUGCAUUCCUUAGAUGCAGACUUGCUGCUGCCAUCUGGAGACCCAUUCAUUAAAUCGGAUAAUGACAUGUUUAAAGACGGACUCAGGAGAGCUCAGUCUACAGACAGCUUGGGAACCUCAGGCUCAUUGCAAUCCAAAGCUUUAGGCUAUAACUACAAAGCAAAGUCUGCUGGAAACUUGGAUGAGUCGGAUUUUGGACCACUGGUUGGAGCAGAUUCCGUGUCUGAGAACUUUGAUACUGCCUCCCUUGGGUCCCUGCAGAUGCCAAGUGGGUUCAUGUUAACCAAAGAUCAGGAAAGAGCAAUUAAGGCAAUGACACCAGAACAAGAGGAGACAGCAUCCCUCCUCUCCAGUGUCACCCAGGCUAUGGAGACUGCUUAUGUUUCCCCAAGUGGCUACCGCUUAGUCAGUGAGACAGAAUGGAAUCUCUUGCAGAAAGAGGUACAUAAUGCUGGAAAUAAACUUGGUAGACGUUGUGAUAUGUGUUCCAAUUAUGAAAAACAGUUACAAGGAAUUCAGAUUCAGGAGGCUGAAACAAGAGAACAGGUGAAAAAGCUGCAGAUAAUGCUAAGGCAAGCUAACGACCAGCUAGAAAAGACAAUGAAAGAUAAACAGGAACUAGAGGACUUCAUCAAGCAGAGCACCGAGGACUCCAGCCACCAGAUCUCUGCACUUGUCCUAAGAGCUCAAGCAUCUGAGGUGUUACUUGAAGAGUUACAACAAGGCUUUUCCCAGGCAAAGAGAGAUGUUCAGGAGCAGAUGGCAGUGCUUAUGCAAUCACGGGAACAUGUUUCAGAAGAGCUGGUGAGGUUACAGAAGGACAAUGACAGCCUCCAAGGCAAGCAUAGCCUGCAUGCAUCAUUACAGCAAGCAGAAGACUUCAUCCUCCCAGACACUAUAGAGGUGCUCCGGGAGCUGGUGUUAAAGUACCGUGAGAACAUCAUCCAUGUGCGGACAUCAGCUGACCACAUGGAAGAGAAGCUGAAGGCUGAAAUACUUUUCCUAAAAGAGCAGAUACAAGCAGAACAGUGUUUAAAAGAAAACCUCGAGGAAACUCUGCAACUAGAAAUAGAAAACUGCAAGGAAGAAAUAGCUUCCAUUUCUAGUCUAAAAGCUGAAUCAGAAAGAAUAAAAGUCGAAAAAAUACAGUUGGAAUCUACAUUAAGAGAGAAGUCACAACAGCUCGAGAGUCUCCAAGAAAUAAAGGUCAACUUGGAAGAACAGAUAAAGAAAGAGACUGCUGCUAAGGCUACUGUUGAACAACUAAUGUUUGAAGAGAAGAACAAAGCUCAGAGAUUACAGACAGAAUUAGAUGUCAGCGAACAAGUCCAGAGAGAUUUUGUCAAGCUUUCUCAGACCCUUCAGGUGCAGUUAGAGCGGAUCCGGCAAGCAGACUCCUUGGAAAGAAUCCGGGCGAUUCUGAACGAUACCAAACUGACAGACAUUAACCAGCUCCCUGAGACAUGACACCGUAAUAGCAGGAUUACAGCCUGCACUUUGGGUUUUUAACUCAUCUUUAGAGCAACAUUAAUUAUUAUUUAACUCUUAACUAAAGAGGCAGAACUCACAGCAAAAGGAAGACUCCGGAGAAACACUUGUCGGCUGGGAGAAGACUGCAACACAGGGAACAGCCACCAGACCUUUCAAAUGGGAACACUAAAGGGACACCAGACUUGAUUCCAACAGGUGUGGGAUCCGAUUUGGUGAUGAAAAAUGUGCUGUUUCCUUGCUUGCUUUCUCCAACAGAGUUUGGAACACAUUUUCCUAUCUGAAAGCAACUUCCCAAUAGUGUUUGGAAUUAUGUUUUCUGUUCAAAUCCUGGGGAAGAGUUAUUUUUUUCUUUUCUGUUGUCUAGAGCCUGUCAGUAGCAGUGUUCAGCUAGCAGACAGAGGUGUAGUGUGCUGUAUGAGUAUUUUAUAUUAAAAUAUGAAGUGUGAGAGCAGGCCCACCCGUUGGCUACUGACUGUAUUUCCCUCACUCAGUACGUUUUCUUUCUUUUCUUUUCUUUUUUUUUUUUUUUUUUUUUUUUUUACCAUUUUCUCUUUCAUUGGACGACCUUAAAUGCUAUUGAAACUCGCCCAAGAACCACAGAAUGUGGCAAACAAAAACAAUUCAAGAACAGAAUUAGAAUUUGAACUCUUGGCUGAAGCCAUAUAUAUGUUGGAAGUUGAGUUUAAAGGAAAAGCACAAGAAACUUUGGAAGCACUUUUUUUUUUUCUCCAUACCUGGAUGAUCUUGUAGGCCCACAGGUACUAGAGUAAAAGUGAGCUGAUGUCAUAUACGUUUUUUAAAACUGUUUUUAAUUAUUGGAUCAAUGGAAAAAGUAUUAAUAAAAAAGCUGUGUCUGAUAACAUCCAGUAUAAAAUGUAUAGGUCUGCUUAUUUUCAGCUUGGAUCAGUGGUGUUACAGACAUGACAAAGUGGUUUGACAUUAUUCUCUCUAUAUAUUCUUUUAUAAGUUAGACCCAGUGUGAGCACUAUGCUUACAGUGAAGUUGGAAAAACCAGUCAGUGUACUGUCAGCUUGCUUUGUUCUUUUCUAAAAGGUGAGAUUCCUUUCCUAUGUGGAGAAAACAUCAGAACAGGUUCUUUCCCAGUUUUAUGAAGUAGAACAGAAAUCACAAGAGAAUGGAUUGUGUUGCCUACUGCAGACUGACUAUUCUGAGAGCAGCCACAGGACAGCCAUAUUGUUUAAAUUCU
This is a messenger RNA of Jaculus jaculus (lesser Egyptian jerboa), 3896 nucleotides long. RefSeq names its product rabaptin, RAB GTPase binding effector protein 1 (gene Rabep1). Gene Ontology annotation, cellular component: endosome; endocytic vesicle. Gene Ontology annotation, molecular function: growth factor activity; GTPase activator activity. The transcript has 18 exons. Gene Ontology annotation, biological process: Golgi to plasma membrane transport; endocytosis. Bases 77 to 2665 code for a protein of 862 amino acids. The record is from RefSeq and is a predicted model, not a curated record. NCBI's taxonomy places the organism in Eukaryota, Metazoa, Chordata, Mammalia, Rodentia, Dipodidae.